GUUCAUCCGUGGGUGAGUUCAGAGAAUCAGUCAUGAGGGAGUGUUUCUGUCUUUUACUCUGUGUGCUUCAUUUUACUGAAGGAUGUCAUGUUUCAGGUCAUAAAGAGCUUAAAGUAGUAACAGGUUACACAGGUGGAUCAGUCCUGCUGCCCUGCUCCUGUACUGACCCUCAGUCUACAGUCAAGACACUUAGAUGGAACCACUACCACAAAGGAAAAAAACAGUGGAUUGAAGUAUUUAAACAUGAGGAAUUCAAGGACAGACUGAAGCUGUUUAAUGAAAGAUUACCAACGAAUCUGUCUCUGCUCAUUUCUGACCUCAGAAAAGAGGAUGAAGGGGACUAUAGUUGCCAGAUUUCACAAACUUACACAGAUUUUAGGGUAACAAUAAAAGGGUGUGAUCUGGAUCAGAAUAAACCAACAAUUAAGGUGACGGGACACUCGGGAGAGUCUGUGGUUCUGCCCUGCUCAUGUACUGAACUACAGGCUAAACCUGAACAACUUACAUGGACAUUUACUCCACUAAACCCCGGAAUAAACCCUGAAGAAAUUUACCCGCAUGAACGGAGUGAGAGACACACAGGUCGAGUCAAACUUUUAAAUGAAACCUCUCCAGGAAAUCUCUCUCUACAGAUAGUAAACCUAAGCGAAGAGGACCAGGGAGAAUAUCACUGCUCUGUCUCAUCUCAACGACACGUCAGCUUCACACUCACUGUUCAAGUCCAGACAUCAGAAGGCAAUUCAAUUAAAUCUCUCUUCAUUCUGCUAUCAGUGCUUUCAGUAGUUGUGUUACUGGUUGUACUGGCAUUGAUCUACUGGAAAUGCAGAGGAAGAAGAGAUGUCCAAAAGACGAACAAUGGACUAGUACUAGUGUGUAGUGAAAAUGAAAAACAGUGUGAUGUAAGUCCUAAUAGUGCAACUCACAGAGAAAACCUAAAACAGGAUGAAAAUGAGGAUGAGGUGACAUAUUCUUCUGUUGUCCAUGUUAAGACUGCCAGCAAACCAGCUCACAUACAGACUGACAUAACAGAGCACUCUGAGUACGCCAGCAUCAAAUGAAGUCAGAACAUACCAUCUUAGGGUAACAAUAAAGCAGCAGGUUUUUUCUAUUGUUCUUCUUUUUUUUGUAAACAUUUAUAACUUUGUGACUGUAAUGUGAAAUUUUAACAAAUGUUUUAUGUAGAUUAUUUUGAGGGACAAUUUACUCACUUUCAGUUAUUGGGUGGAUGUGUUGUGUGGUUGCCCAGUCAGGACUGCCAGUUUUCAUGCAUUCAGUGUAAAACACACUUAUAAAAAACCCUACAGCACACCACUAAGCACUGAAAUAUAGAGAAAAAAAGAUAGAAAGGAAUUUAUUAAACAAUGAGUCGUCAGAGUUGAUACUGUGACUUUACCAGACACUUGCACUUAAUAUUAUAUGAAAAUCAAGCUCAAAUGGAGUUAACACGGUUUUUGACCAGCGAAUGAUGGAGAUCUGUGUUUUGUCUGUCAUUAGAACGGUUGUAUCUGAGGCAGUGCAUCGCUUUCAUCAUCUUACAGGUUAUAACAUUUAUUGUAUAUGGGCGCUUAGUUUUUCUUGUUGUUUAACACACUUGGCCAAAAUCUCAUCAUAUAAAUGAUGAAGUGCUAUAUGUACGGGAUAUUUGAAAUGUUCAAAAGUAUAUUGGCUACAACUAGACAGCAAAUGCUAAGACUAUUCUCCACUCUACAAACACACAAAAAACUGUUACAGACAGUGUUUGAGUAAAGAAAACACUGUACUUAUUCAAACAUCAGUUAUUUAUUUAUCCUUGCAUUGCAAACAAGCAGAGAUCUGUCUCUGUUACAAGGUUUUGCUGACAGUUUGAGGAUCCAAUGCCUUUCGUAAACAGACAUGUGAAAUGACAAUUCUCUGUUCAGCUUGCUUGGACUCUGCUGUAGUUUAAAUUCACUGUUUCUGUUGUGCAUUAAAAAUGUACUUCUACAAAGCAGAUCAUGAGUGCAUUUUUAAAUAAAAGUU
Labeo rohita (rohu) is the source of this 1998-nucleotide messenger RNA. Its product is annotated as hepatocyte cell adhesion molecule. The transcript has 8 exons. Gene Ontology annotation, cellular component: external side of plasma membrane. NCBI's taxonomy places the organism in Eukaryota, Metazoa, Chordata, Actinopteri, Cypriniformes, Cyprinidae. Gene Ontology annotation, biological process: negative regulation of T cell proliferation; T cell costimulation; cell surface receptor signaling pathway. Bases 33 to 1058 code for a protein of 341 amino acids. The record is from RefSeq and is a predicted model, not a curated record.